CAACAAGUUGCCCCUUAUCAUCAAUUACUGGCCUCAAGCCAUGAAUUUCGGGAACUUGUCAAUGCUCACAAAGAGACUGCUGGUUCUGGUCAGCUUGCAGAUAUUACUUCUGCACUGAGACAUUCAAAUUAUGACAAAGAGAUUAGUCAAUGUUUCAUUGAGAAGCAAUUUAAAGAAUUAAAUGGUGAUCAAUUAAUUAAGCAAGAAGAGAGAGAAAGAGGAGGCAUAGGAUUGAAGCCUUAUUUGCAGUAUCUGAAUCAGAACAGUGGUUAUUUGUACUUCUCUGUGGCUUCUCUUUCUCACCUUAUGUUUGCCAUAUGCCAAAUAUUGCAGAAUUCAUGGAUGGCUGCAAAUGUUGACAAUCCUCAAGUCAGCACAUUGCAAUUGAUUGUUGUUUACAUGCUGAUUGGAGUUGGUUCUAUAGUUUUCAUGUUGAUCAGAAGUCUUCUUGCAGUUGCUAUGGGCCUUCAAUCAUCAAAAUAUUUAUUUUCUCAGUUGGUGAACUCCCUUUUCCGUGCGCCUAUGUCUUUUUAUGACUCCACACCUUUGGGAAGGAUACUUAGCAGGGUCUCAUUGGAUUUGAACAUUGUUGAUCUUGAUGUCCCAUUUAUCCUCACUUAUACUGCGGGAGCAACUAUAAACUGCUACGCUGAUCUUACUGUUUUAGCAAUUGUCACUUGGCAAGUCCUGUUUGUCGCUAUACCAACUGUUUAUGUUGUUAUCUGCAUUCAGGUAGUGAACUGAUUUAUCUUUGAAUUAUAUUAUACAAAAGAAAUGGUGCCUGCUAUUUUAAUCAAUUUUCAGAUACAUAAUGUUCAUUCUUUGGAAGGAGAGGGGUGGGUUGGGGAGGCUUACAAACUAACUCUUCAGGUUUUAUCUUUUUGGUGAAUUGGUAAUCAUUUGGUAAAUCCUUAUUAGUGUAACUUUUGGUAAUCCUUCUAUAACUUACUUUAACCCUAGAAUUUAAAAUAU
This is a messenger RNA of Cajanus cajan (pigeon pea), 972 nucleotides long. Lineage: Eukaryota; Viridiplantae; Streptophyta; Magnoliopsida; Fabales; Fabaceae. The record is from RefSeq and is a predicted model, not a curated record.